Molecule: messenger RNA, 1108 nt
Organism: Rhodotorula graminis WP1
Lineage: Eukaryota; Fungi; Basidiomycota; Microbotryomycetes; Sporidiobolales; Sporidiobolaceae
Exons: 6
Coding region: 65-856 (263 amino acids)
Biological process (GO): signal transduction
Cellular component (GO): cytoplasm
Source: RefSeq, a predicted model, not a curated record
CGCAGCUACCUCUUGACUAGACCCCCGCCCUCUCCCUCUCCACCCCCGUCCCCCUCCUCCCAAGAUGGCCGCCGACAACUCUACCCGCGAGGCCCAUGUCUACAUGUCGCGCAUCAGCGAGCAGGCUGAGCGCUACGACGAGAUGGUCAACGAGAUGAAGGAGGUCGCCAAGCUCGGCGUCGAGCUCACUGUCGAGGAGCGCAACCUCCUGUCGGUCUCGUACAAGAACGUCAUCGGUGCCCGCCGCGCGUCGUGGCGCAUCAUCUCGUCGAUCGAGCAGAAGGAGGAGGCCAAGGGCAACCAGAGCCAGGUCCAGAAGAUCAAGGCCUACCGCGAGAAGGUCGAGGGCGAGCUCUCGGACGUCUGCAACGACAUCCUCAACGUCCUCGACCAGCACCUCAUCCCGGCCGCCCAGGCCGGCGAGUCCAAGGUCUUCUACCACAAGAUGAAGGGCGACUACCACCGCUACCUCGCCGAGUUUGCGUCGGGCGACCAGCGCGAGAAGGCGUCCGAGGCUGCCCACGAGUCGUACAAGACCGCGAGCGAGAUUGCCACCUCGGAGCUCGCCCCGACGCACCCGAUCCGCCUCGGCCUCGCGCUCAACUUCUCGGUCUUCUACUACGAGAUCCUCAACUCGCCCGAGAAGGCGUGCCACCUCGCCAAGACCGCCUUUGACGACGCCAUCGCCGAGCUCGACACCCUGAGCGAGGAGUCCUACAAGGAUUCGACGCUGAUAAUGCAGCUGCUUAGGGACAAUUUGACCCUCUGGACCUCGGACCUCUCGGCCGAUGUCGACGAGCCCAAGCAGGAGGACAAGCCCGCCGAGGCUGCGCCUACCGGCGAGGAGGCUGCCUAAGCGGCUCCGCCGCAGGUCUGCGCCGUCACCGCCGUCGUCGUGGUCGUCGUCGUCGAGGACGGCGCCCCUUCCCUCCUCCCGGCCACUUUUCGACCCUUUCCUCUCUCCCAGCUCCCCAUCUCUUUUCUCCAUACGUCUCUCUCCGUCGUCGUCGUCACGUAGCGCCCCCCUCUCCCACCUACUUUCAUCGUUGUUCCUUCAAUCGUCGCCCGCGCGCGCUUCUGCCCACUUUUCGCCUCGGCGGUCGCCCGU